Messenger RNA from Vigna umbellata (rice bean), 496 nucleotides. NCBI's taxonomy places the organism in Eukaryota, Viridiplantae, Streptophyta, Magnoliopsida, Fabales, Fabaceae. The record is from RefSeq and is a predicted model, not a curated record.
AUUCAUGAGCGAGUAAGAAGUGACAUCGAAGGUAGCCAACCACCAACAUCAGCUACCUCUGGCACAUCAGAAGGAGUCAAGCGGGUGCCAACUGCAACAAAUCCUAAUGCUGAAGAUGCUGCAGAGCUUUUAAGAAUGUGCUUGCAGUGUGGGAUUCCCAAGACCUACUCCAGUGCUCGUGGAAUGGUGUGCCCUGUAUGUGGUGAUCGCCCUCCAAAUGAUAGCAGCACAGAGUCCAAGAAGAAAGGAUCGACUGUCAAAGAUAAAGAAAAAUCUAAAAGAAUGAAGGGCCAAUCAUCCCAUGCAACCUGGAAAAGUGAAACAGAGAUGCAACUUAGGCAACAGUUUGAUUAGCCUUAUCUUUGUUUCCUUGUAAGUUAGGUUACCAGUUACCUGUUAUAUAUAAUUUUAUGUGGUUAGGACUAUGAUUUUUAAAUUCACAAAUUUCGAUUAACAACGCCAACUUUGUAGCUUAAGUCAGAUUUUUGUUCGGUAA